UCACCGUAUUACGUCAAACUUCGUGGGGAUUGUGAAAUCGAUUAAAUGCAAUUGCUUUUCCCGCAAAAAAAUACGUGUCGUCACAUGAUUACCAGUAACGGAAGUACAGCGAUCUAAACAGUCAACAAGAUGGCCUCAAACCCAGGAGGAGGUGAUCAAGGUACCAGAAAUGCCAAAGAGCAGAUACUGGAAGUAGGAGCUGUUUUGUUAAAGAACUUCAUCUAUGAGCGGAUUCAGAAGCAUGAUGGCGAUGGUGGCAAAGCUGUAGUGACCAGGCAGCAGCUCGGUGGAGGAGAACUGUCUGAUGACCACAAGAGGCUUGCCCACUGCCUGCAGCAGAUUGGCGAUGAGCUGGAUGCAAAUGCUGAACUUCAAAGUAUGAUUGAUGACUCGUCACUUAGUCCCACAAAAGAAAUUUUCAUGAAAGUCGCCUUCGAGAUUUUCUCAGAUGGAAGAUUUAACUGGGGCAGGGUGGUGGCACUCUUCUACUUUGCCUGUCGACUUGUCAUCAAAGCUCUUGUGACCCAUAUUCCUGAUAUAAUCAGGACUAUCAUCAGCUGGACCCUUGACUACCUCCGAGAAUAUGUGAUCAAUUGGAUCUCAGAGCAAGGUGGCUGGGAGGGUAUUCGUUCCCACUUUGGCACUCCCACAUGGCAGACGGUGGGGGUUUUCCUUGCCGGUGUUCUUACCACUGUUCUAGUCAUUCGUAAGAUGUAAGGGAUGUGUGAAGAGGAGAAAGAUGGGAAGAACUGCAAGUGAACAGAGAAAAGGAACAAAAGCAAAAAGAACUAGUCUGAGAGACUAGUUCUAGUGACAGUUAUAGUGACAUGAACAAGUUGAGCAUGGAAACUUGUAUGUGGACAAGGAGAAUCACCUUUUUGUUUUUACCUCCUCUUCACUUUGAGGGCUCAAGAGUUGGACUGUCAUACUCAUGAUUCCUAUGCCACAAGUGGUGUAUGCACAGACGGGGGUGGUGGAGAGGUUGUCAGUCGAGGAGUGAUUUAAAAUAAUUUAUUUUUUACUUGGUACAAACAACAAUAAGUCACUACAUUCUGUUUUUUGUCCUAAAUGAUGUACGGACCGAUAUGUUGUGAUUAAGUUAAGAGGUUCUACGUUGCAUUGUUUUCCUGGUAGCUUUGGUUCCAUUCAACUUGCUUUUCUUCCCUUUAGCUCCAUCCAUAUCAUCCUGGUGUCUGUAUGCUAGAAAUUCCAUCUUCAUAUGUAUUUUGUGAAUGCUCACUGGUGUAAAAUCUGGAAUGAUCUGCUGGCAAUAAGUGAGUGGGAAGGUGGUCAUUACCCAACAAUUUAAAGAUAUUUUUGCAAAUGUUUCUGAAAUGUAUGAAAAGGAUGAUUUAUACAAUGAGGAAAUCUUUUCUUAUAAUUGGAUAUAGGCGAUACCAAGUAAUUGUUUCUUUUUCAUGAAUACACAGUUCAACUGUAUUUUAGCAAAUGAUAAAAGUGCCACUUGUAUACAAAGUUGUUUACAUUUAACAUCAAUCAUCCCAUGGUUAAAAGUCACGUGAUUUCAGGAAAAUUACAAAGUUUAAAGUAAAUUUAGCCAUAUGCUGUUUUCAGGCAUUUCGACCUAAUGUGGCUCCUUAUAAGUCUCACUUUUGGUUUUUAAUGUGUUGUGAAUGGAGCCGCAAUACAUGAACCGAUGCUUCCUGAUGUCGUUGGAAGAAUUUGCACUGCAGAUGCAGAAAGCACUGGAUUGCUCACAGAUUACCUCACUUUACACCUUUUCCAAGUACUGUAUUUUUACGUGAGUUAUUCCAACUGCAAUCUUAUCUACACGACAAUAGGCUUUUCAUACGAUUUCCUUGUUUGUCAGUGCCUUGGUGUUUUUUUUAAUCGCAAGUCACUUUGAUAUUCUCAGAUUUUUACUUUUUACUAUCACAUUUGUAAAGUAAAAAGUUUUUCCAUGUGUUUCUGAAAAUCUCUUUUGCAGUGACCUGUAUGUUAAAAUAAAGCUUUUAACUUUUACUGUA
Messenger RNA from Betta splendens (Siamese fighting fish), 1988 nucleotides. RefSeq names its product apoptosis regulator BAX-like. Gene Ontology annotation, biological process: intrinsic apoptotic signaling pathway in response to DNA damage; positive regulation of apoptotic process; extrinsic apoptotic signaling pathway in absence of ligand. The record is from RefSeq and is a predicted model, not a curated record. Bases 130 to 717 code for a protein of 195 amino acids. The transcript is spliced from 6 exons. Gene Ontology annotation, molecular function: protein heterodimerization activity; channel activity; protein homodimerization activity. Gene Ontology annotation, cellular component: mitochondrial outer membrane. Lineage: Eukaryota; Metazoa; Chordata; Actinopteri; Anabantiformes; Osphronemidae.